UCCUCCGCUUGAUCGGACCCGGCCGCCGCCCGCGCAGGACCAAGGAUCGCGGCUUGCAGCCCGGACCGUCCGUUCCUCCGCUUCCCCGACACCCGUCCACGCUGGUGGUGCAAGAAUCAUUUGGAGCGCACUGGGAGCCUUGUAUUUCCACAGGAGCCUUGCAGGCCUGAGUUCCUGAUGCAAUUCCCGGGAUGGAGUUUGACAGCGAGACCACCCUGGUCCCUUGCGGGCAAGACAAAUUCAUCUCAAAGAAUGAACUUCUGUUGCACUUGAAGACGUACAACCUGUACUACGAAGGUCAAAACUUGCAGCUUCGGCAUCGAGAGGAAGAAGGUGAGUUCAUUGUGGAGGGGUCCUUGAACAUCUCCUGGGGUCUCUGCCGGCCCAUCCGCCUCCAGAUGCAGGACGACAACCAGCGCCCGCCCCCUCCUUCCUCCUCCUCCUGGCACUCUGGCUGCAACUUGGGCGCCCACGGGUCUGUCAUUAAACCCACGACUUUGCCUGAUAUUCAGGUCACGGAGGCCGAGCCCACAUCCGAAGGGGACACCGCGGAUGAGAAAGCAGAGGACAACGAGUUCAAAGCUCAACUAGAAGAGACGCCCCAACUCAUGCGGACACGGAGCGACGUGGGCGUGCGCCGCAGAGGGAACCUUCGCACCCCCAGCGAACAGCGGCGGAUCAAGCGCCAUCGCUUCUCCAUCAACGGGCAUUUCUACAAUCACAAAACGUCCGUGUUCACCCCAGCGUAUGGCUCUGUCACGAAUGUCCGAAUCAACAGCACCAUGACUACACCACAAGUUCUGAAGCUGCUCCUCAACAAAUUUAAGAUUGAAAACUCAGCGGAAGAAUUUGCUUUGUACAUUGUACACACCAGCGGAGAGAAGCAGAAGCUCAAGGUCACAGAUUACCCACUGAUUGCCCGGAUUCUUCAGGGGCCGUGUGAACAGGUUUCCAAGGUUUUUUUGAUGGAGAAAGACCAGGUGGAAGAAGUCACGUAUGAUGUUGCUCAGUAUAUUAAAUUUGAAAUGCCUGUUCUAAAGAGCUUUAUCCAAAAACUUGAAGAAGAGGAAGACCGGGAAGUGAAAAAAUUAAAGCACAAGUAUUCGGUGCUGCGUAUAAUGAUUGAGCAGCGGUUAGAAGAAAUCUCUGAUGGCCCAGCAAUGAUGUAAAGGCUUGAUUUGAAAGACUGAGGCCUCCUGGGCCCUCCCGGUCCCCAGCCAGGCAUCCUGGACACAGACUUCCUAGAGAAGACUCCUUCACUCGCUCUUAGGAACAAGGAUGUCUCUUCUUCCAGGAAAAGGACUUGGAGCUGCUUUGAGCAUCAACUGUCUUUGCUCCUUCUUUUAACCACGGUGAACUCAGUGGAGAAUCUGGGAAGACGGGGAGGAUACCUCUUAGCACCAAGUGUUGAGAACGAGACAUCUCGACGUCUUUUGGAGCCGAUGCUGGUAUUGGAGGAUCGUCCUUGGAACCAGGCCUGCUGGAUGAGAGUUCUCCAGAAGUCAUCCAGAAGUUCCUUCCGCAGAGCAGUUCUUUCCUUCUCAAACCCUUUUAAAGCAGGGGUCACCAACCUUGGCAACUUUAAGACUUGUGGACUUCAACUGGAGUUGAAGUCCACAAGUCUUAAAGUUGCCAAGGUUGGAGACCCCUGCUGUAAACAGUUAUCCAGGAUUGGGGGAGGAUGAUUUUGGGAGGAUGGGGAGAAGAGAGAUGCUUAAUGGAAAACCGAGUUUUCCCUUCCCUUGACGUCUGCAGCUUAGCAGUACUAAAUAUGGACCUUUCGUGAAGUCAAAGUAUUAAAAUGCUUUGAAUUCUUCACCUUGUCCAUCCCUCCACAUCCAACCACCCAGGUCUGGCCUCUUGUGAUCAUCUCCCCUUCCCACCAUGCUCAUUGCCAUGUUUGUAAUGGCUAUGUUGGCACAACUCCUGACCUUGACCCCAGGAGGGUCUCCUUCUGAACUGAGUCUUGCCUUCUCUCCAACUUUCCUGCCUUGGCUUCCAAGUCCUCUAAAGCAACUUCAAGAGACGAAGUUGCCUGCCCAACAUAGGAAAUCUGCUCAGUUCAUUUGGUUCAUCGGUCAAGGCUCCCCAGAUGGGUACAGGACGUAGAGCCUCCAGAAAUCAAAAAUAGCAAGAGCAAUAGACUUAUAUACCGCUUCACGGUGCUUUCCAGCCCUCUCUAAGCAGUUUACAGAGUCAGCCUCUUGCCCCCCCCCCCCCCCAACAAUCUGGCUCCUCAUUUGACCCACCUCGGAAGGAUGGACGACUGAGUCAAAAAUACUUCCUUGCCCUUCCUUUUUUGCCUCUACCUUUCUCCAAGCAACUGUUUCUUCUCUUCACGUUCGCCUGUUGUUCCUCAAUAUUUCGAUGUGAUAUGGUACUCAUUUUGUCCCAGGUUUGUGAAUUCCCUGACUGUGGGUGGUGUUGGCUGCUGGCAGCUGGGCUCAGGAACUCUGACCCUUUGCAAGUCCUUUCCUCGAGGGGGCUUCUGACAAGACCACCCUGCUCUUCGGCAGCCUUGCUUCUCAUAAAUCCCAAAGUUGUGUGGUGGCAUCUCGGCCAUGCGACCUUGGCCCUUUUGGUCAGGGCCUCUGGAUACUCUCUGCUGCCACAGACUGUGGAAACUACGAGCAGGGUCAAUGAUGUGGAAUAAUAGCUAAGUAAGCAAGCAUGCUUGGUCCCUGGCCUUUCGAACAUGUCCCUUCCACCUUAAAUACGACACAUGGGUUAUUCUCAGGAAUGCCAAAAUUCUGCACAAUGUCUGGCUUUGCACAAAAUUUCGAUUUAGGCUAACAGGUUAGGUUGCUUGUGAGAACGCAGCCAUUGUCUUGGGAGUGAAACCAUGGCCUGCACCACAAGAUGGCUUAUAUUUGGGGCAUUGCAUGAGAUGUGAACCAUUCUUUUGACCAAAUGAUUUGGACUAACCUGUGUGAACCUAGGAUGCCAUUUUCCACUGAGUUACAUCACAGAUUUUUGGUGGCGGUCCUCAGCGCUGAUAGGCAGCAACCCUCCAGAGAGCUGGACUCUUUCAGAUCCACCUGGAGACUCCACAGAUUGACCCUCGGGUCUUCUCUUUGCAAAGCAGAUGUCUUUGGUGUCUGCCAUGCUGGAUGAGACAGGAAUGUUGUGGUCCAAUACACUGGAGUGCAUCAAUUUUAUAAAGGCCAUAUGGAUCACAGGAAAUUGGGGUGGGAUUUAAUAGAUAUGCAACUCCCAUUAAUUGAUCAUUAAAAAGAUAACUGGUUGUAGUUAAAAUGAUGAGCUGUAAUAGGUAGCCAAACAACAGAUGCUUUAGAAGCUAUAUUCACUCCUUCUCUCCUACUUCUGUGGGACUUCGUUUUGGUCUAUAUAUAUAUUUAUCCAAGGAGUGUCUGUGGAAUGUGUCAAUGGUGAAGCUUCAAAUUUUUUGUAACUCCACCUUCCUGAAGCCCCACUGAAGCGAUGAGACCCUUGCCCAGAUAGUAAAGGCCUGGGAGCUGCAUGUUUCUGUUGCUACUAGCUCACCUUCUAAUAUCACUUUACUCCUAAAUUGCACUAGACUGUGGAAACUUUGGAAAAAAACCCCAAUCUUUUCUAUCUCUUUCUCUUCUAACUAGCCUCCUGACAUCACCGUACUCUUAAAUUUCACUAGAUCGACUGUGAAAUGUCUGGAAAAAAACCCCCAAUAUAGAUAAAUCUUGUGAAAUUUACCAGUAGAAGGAUGUUAGGAGUAAAGUCAUAUAGAUAUAUAUGCCAAAUAUCACAUGCACAGGAAAGUUACAGCAAUAAUUUAUACCGAAAUGUCUCUCCCCCCUCCCUUUUUUUGUUUGUUUUUGGAGAGAUUUAAGAACAAAAGAGCACAAACUAAAUUCAGCAUCUUUCAAGGAAAGAAGUUUGGAAGUGAGUGACUUCCUUCAGGGGAUGAAUAGCACAAAGCUAGUUGUAGCCGCAAUUGUGAUCUGUAUGCUCUGUUUAGUCAAAAUUAAAUUCCUCGUGUCCUUUGUUUUCCUUUGGCUUAGGCCUGGAGAUAAUGUGCAUUGGGCAACGGGGUGAUUUUGUUUUUCCCUAAUAAAAUAUGUCUUGUGUAGGAAGAAA
Messenger RNA from Pantherophis guttatus, 4074 nucleotides. NCBI's taxonomy places the organism in Eukaryota, Metazoa, Chordata, Lepidosauria, Squamata, Colubridae. The record is from RefSeq and is a predicted model, not a curated record.